AUGAAUUUGGACUUUAUUAGAGGAUGUGACAAUCUGGUCAGUACUGAGGACAACCACCUUUUAACAAGAUAUCCUGCAACAGAAGAGAUUAAGAUGGCAAUAGAUUCUAUGGACCCUAACAGUUGUGCAGGACCAAAUGGAUUUAAUGGGCCCCAAAUUAAUCACCUUAGCUGUGCUGAUGACUUUGUACUUUUCACUUCCGCGGAUAAAUUUUCUAUUAAGCUCAUGAUGAAUCUGCUAGGGUUGUAUCAAAAUGAUUUUGGACAGGAGAUUAACAAUGAUAAGACCUUCUUUAUCACCCAUAGUAAGACCAACAGGAUUUAUAACAAGAGGAUAAGAAGGUGGACUGGUUACAAACAAUCUUCUUUCCCCUUCACUUAUUUAGGUUGUCCUAUAUACAGUGGUAGGAAGAGAAUCUCUUAUUUUUCUGAUAUUUCCAAAAAGGUUCUUAAUAAGAUUGCAGGUUGGCAAGGAAGAUUCUUAUCCCCUGGAGGUAAGGCCACCAUUAUUAAGCAUGUCCUACAAUCUCAAUCCUUACAUAUAUUUGUUGCUUUAAUGCCACCUGUUACAUCACUCUAUGAGAUUGAAAUGCAGUUUGGCAAUUUCUUUUGGGGAGAGAAAGACGGGAAAAUUAGUUAUCACUGGUCCUCCUGGGAUAACAUGAGUUAUCCUACCAAAGAAGGGGGCUUGGGUUCAAGAGUUUACUUGACAUCUAUCAUACUUUUGCUGCUAAAAGAUGGUGGAGAUUGA
This is a messenger RNA of Lycium barbarum (goji berry), 750 nucleotides long. RefSeq lists its product as uncharacterized. The transcript is spliced from 2 exons. The record is from RefSeq and is a predicted model, not a curated record. The coding region runs from base 1 to 750 and encodes 249 amino acids. Lineage: Eukaryota; Viridiplantae; Streptophyta; Magnoliopsida; Solanales; Solanaceae.